AUGCAAGCCCUCCGUAUCGCUGCACGUCCUGCAGCAAGCCUCCGCAGAGCCACUGCGAACGCAGUCCGCACCUAUGCCACACCUGUUCCACAUGUAGAGUACCCGCCUUCCAAGGACCCCCAGCUCGCGGGAUACCCAGAGCUCCCGUACGUCUCAAAGCAGCGCCGUUCACCCUUAGGCUGGGACGACCCACAGAUGCGUCGCAACUUCGGCGAACCUCUUCACGAGCAGGAGGAGAUACUCUCCAUGUGGGGUCCGGACGCACCCGUAGUAGACCCUCCACGAGCUCUUCGCAACUUCAUCAUCGCGGUCGGAACAUUCGCCGGUAUCGGCAUCCUCUGCUAUGCUGUCCAGGCAGAGAUGCCUGCCGUUCGACGCGAGUACCCCUUCGAUGGCCUCCAGGAAGAGCUUGGCGGACUUGCGGAGAACAAGGCGAGGCCGGAAAGCCAGGAGGACGAGGAAUGA
This is a messenger RNA of Phanerochaete carnosa HHB-10118-sp, 465 nucleotides long. RefSeq lists its product as uncharacterized. The transcript is spliced from 3 exons. NCBI's taxonomy places the organism in Eukaryota, Fungi, Basidiomycota, Agaricomycetes, Polyporales, Phanerochaetaceae. The coding region runs from base 1 to 465 and encodes 154 amino acids. The record is from RefSeq and is a predicted model, not a curated record. Gene Ontology annotation, cellular component: mitochondrion.